AUGACAACAACAUUCCUUCUCCUCCUCUUAUGUUCUUUCAUCAAAUCAUCAGCUUCCAAAAGAACUAAUCAAGAUCACCUUCCAAGAGGCUCCUCUCUAUCUAUUGAUGAAAAUUCUCAACUCUUAACCUCCUCAGACAACACUUUCACCUGUGGUUUCUAUUCCUUCCAGACCAACGCUCACUGGUUUGCAAUAUGGUUCACAAACUCCAAGGACCGCACCGUGGUGUGGACGGCCAACCGCAACACACCUGUCAAUGGCCAUGGUUCGAAGGUGACGUUUCAGAGAGAUGGAGCAAUGGUUUUAACCGAUGUGAAUGGCAUGGUUGUGUGGCAGACCAACACAACCUCAACCGAUGUAAAUAGAGCAGUGCUGCUUAAUACUGGUAAUCUUGUAUUGAAGAACCGAAAAGGUCAGAUUCUUUGGCAAAGCUUUGAUUAUCCAACUGAUACUCUUUUGCCUUCUCAAACCCUAACAAAGAGCAAAAGCUUGAUAUCUGCUUCCAGAAAAGGAAGCUUUCAAUCUGGGUAUUUUAGUUUGAACUACAACAGCAAUAAUGUUUUAACACUGAGUUACGAUGGCCCAGAAAUAUCAAGUGUGUAUUGGCCAAGUCCUAAUCCAAGUUUCAGUGUUUGGGAUUAUGGAAGAACCUCUUAUAACAGUAGCAGAAUUGCAGUUUUUGAUGGCAUGGGUGUGUUCAUUUCAAGCGAUAGGUGGCGAUUUAGUGCUUCAGAUAUGGGUUUUGGGAUCAAGAGGAGGUUAACCAUGGACUAUGAUGGUAAUCUCAGAGUUUAUAGCUUGAAUGAGUCGAGUGGAUUAUGGUUGAUUACAUGGCAGGCCAUUGCACAACCAUGUAAUGUUCAUGGAAUUUGUGGGAGAAAUGGGAUUUGUACACACGGAGAAAAACUCGAAUGUUCAUGCCCGCCUGGUUAUGAAUGGAGUGAUCCUACUGAUUUAACUCAGGGUUGUAUGCCACCUUUCAACAAAACAUGUGGAAACUCUACAAGCUUUGGAUUUUUGGAACUGCCUCAUACAGAUUACUAUGGCUUUGAUCUAAACUUCAGUUCACCCAUUUCGUUCGAAGCUUGUAGGGACCUCUGCUUGGAAGAUUGCAGUUGUGAAGCAUAUAAUUAUCGACUAACAGGUGAAGGUUUUUGCUUUACUAAAAGUGCCCUUUUCAAUGGCUACCGAUAUCCUUACUUCCCAGCAGUUACCAUCUACUUGAAAGUACCAAAAGGCAUGGAAACACAAGAACCUGCCUCAAUCCUUACUACUUCUUUGGAUGCAUGUUCAGAUGUCACAGUUAUGGUGGGUUCUCCAUCUAUGUAUGAAUCAUCUGCCAGAAAGGUGAAAUGGGUUUAUCUUUACUCGUUUGCUAUAGCAAUUGGCGUGGUUGAAGUUUUGAUUAUCGUAUUGGGGUGGUGGCUUUUCUAUGGAAGAAAUGCGCUCCUAGUGAGCCUAGAAGAUGGGUACCGUAUGAUAUCAAGCCAGUUUCGGGGUUUUAGUUAUCAAGAACUGACGAAGGCGACACAAAACUUUAAGGUGGAGAUAGGGCGAGGAGGCUCAGGGGCCGUGUAUAAAGGAAUUCUUGAAGACGAAAGGGUGGUGGCUGUGAAAAGGCUGGGAGAUGUGACCGGAGGAGGAGAGUUUUGGGCAGAAGUGAGCACUAUCGGCCAAAUCAAUCACAUGAAUCUAGUGCGAAUGUGGGGAUUCUGCUUGGAGAAAAAGCACAGACUUAUAGUUUACGAGUACGUGGAAAAUCUUUCUCUCGACAAAAGAUUGUUCUCCUCAAGUUUUCUCCAAUGGAAAGAACGGUUUAAAGUUGCAAUAGGCAUCGCAAAAGGUUUGGCUUAUCUACACCAUGAGUGCCUAGAGUGGGUUAUUCAUUGUGAUGUAAAGCCGGAAAACAUUCUUUUAGAUCAUGCAUUUGAACCAAAGAUUGCAGAUUUCGGUCUAGCAAAGUUGUUUGAGAGAGGUGGACAAAAUUCGGAGUUCACUAGGGUCAGAGGGACAAAAGGAUAUAUGGCUCCAGAAUGGGCUCAUAACCUGCCUAUCACAGCAAAAGUGGAUGUGUACAGCUACGGGGUUGUGGUUUUGGAAAUGGCAAGGGGAAUUCGACUCUCUAGUAUGAUCGUGCACGACGGAGAAGAGGAAGAAUCAGAGCUUAUGAGGUUUAUAAAGGUAACGAAAACAAUGAUCCAGAAAGAAAAUACGUUAUGGAUUGAAGAUAUUAUUGAUCCAAGGUUGGAAGGGUUAUUUAGUAGGCAGCAAGCUGCAAAACUGGUUGAGAUCGGUCUUAGCUGUGUGGAGAAUGACAGAAAUAAAAGGCCAACAAUGGAUUCAAUAGUCCAAGUUCUAAUUGAUUGCGAGUUUGAGUAGAUGUGCAUGCUACAAACAAUAUGAAUUUCAAUUUGAUAUGUUUUUUGUUCUAA
Molecule: messenger RNA, 2432 nt
Organism: Cynara cardunculus var. scolymus (artichoke)
Lineage: Eukaryota; Viridiplantae; Streptophyta; Magnoliopsida; Asterales; Asteraceae
Product: putative receptor protein kinase ZmPK1
Exons: 1
Coding region: 1-2379 (792 amino acids)
Biological process (GO): recognition of pollen; protein phosphorylation
Molecular function (GO): protein serine/threonine kinase activity; ATP binding
Source: RefSeq, a predicted model, not a curated record